Messenger RNA from Xiphophorus couchianus (Monterrey platyfish), 1198 nucleotides. Its product is annotated as histone H2B 1/2-like. Lineage: Eukaryota; Metazoa; Chordata; Actinopteri; Cyprinodontiformes; Poeciliidae. Gene Ontology annotation, cellular component: nucleosome. The transcript has a single exon. Gene Ontology annotation, molecular function: DNA binding; protein heterodimerization activity; structural constituent of chromatin. The coding region runs from base 429 to 803 and encodes 124 amino acids. The record is from RefSeq and is a predicted model, not a curated record.
UCUAACUGGGGGCCAUCAGCAAGAGGACAAUGUGACUUGAGGAAGAGACCAAGAGCUUUCACGUGUCGUUAUCCGGGGAUGUUUCAACGGAGCGUUUCCGCUGCCCUCUGUUCGGUUUUACAUCAGAGACGAGCCAGAAUGAGUGCAGCUAGAGCAGCAAACGAGUUGAAGCCUUUGAGUCCCAAGGUCGGCGAUGACGGGUAGGAAAGGGGCCCGUGAUGAAGCCCCGCAGCAGAACAGCCGGAGCGGGGCUCGGAGGCUCGGAGAGACGGAGAGACGGAGAGCCAGCGGCCGCUUGGAGCGCGUCAAGAGCUGAGCCAAUCAGAUCGAGGCGACGGCGCAGCGAGAUUAGCGUGCAGCCUGUAUAAGAGGCGUCCACGCGCCUGCGCACAUCAUUCGCUGUCGCUGUUUCCCAGGAAGCCGUGAGGAUGCCCGAACCCGCAAAGUCUGCGCCCAAGAAGGGCUCCAAGAAGGCCGUGACCAAGACGGCCGGCAAGGGAGGCAAGAAGAAGAGAAAGACCAGGAAGGAGAGCUACGCCAUCUAUGUGUACAAGGUGCUGAAGCAGGUCCACCCCGAUACCGGCAUCUCGUCCAAGGCCAUGAGCAUCAUGAACUCGUUCGUCAACGACAUCUUCGAGCGCAUCGCCUCCGAGGCGUCCCGCCUGGCUCACUACAACAAGCGCUCCACCAUCACCUCCAGGGAGAUCCAGACGGCCGUGCGCCUCCUGCUGCCCGGAGAGCUGGCCAAGCACGCCGUGUCCGAGGGCACCAAGGCGGUCACCAAGUACACCAGCUCCAAGUGAAGCUGCCGCUUCCCAACAACAACAACAAAGGCCCUUUUAAGGGCCACACAAAUGGACCUGGGAGAAAAGCCUGUCCGAUCAGAACCAUCACUUGUGUUGACUUCAUUUCGGUUCAAAUGUGUAAAAUGAAAGGUUUAAUAAUCCAUUAGUUACCGUUGGCCCUGCUUCAUGUGGACAGCGGGUUUUCAACAGACCGACUUCACACGUCAGGUUUUAAGCUGGACAGUUUCCGACUCUGCUGGCCUUAAGCUUUGUCAACGUUCAUUUAUUCAUGUAAUUUCUCAGAUAUUGGAGCUUUUUAAAUCCACCCUGAUCGAAAGAUCUCCACAUUUUGAUCCACCUUUGCACAUGUUGACCUCCUUUGUGGAUUAAGGCCCAAGCAGAUUUAGACAGGG